CACAGUCUCUUACAGUUUAUCUCACUUGUCUGAUUUUCGGUUAAACAGUCGACAUGUCGAACCACAUCUCGUUAAUAAACGUUGAAAAUUUAACGAGGCCUAAUUUUCCCUACAAACAAAUUUUUGCCAACAAAUUCAGUGUAAAGUGUCAAUUAAUAGUGACAAGUGAUAUUGAACGUCGAAGAAAUAUAUCGCAUGGAUCAUAAUCGAUGAAUUAAAUUUUUAGAAAACAUUUUCAAAAAUAAAAGUUAUAAGGAGAUUGCGCAUAGUUUUACAGUUGAUCAAACUUGAUUAGCAUCUUUCCGCGAUUAAUUUUCUCCUAAAUCUCAGUUUCCGCAAUUCUGUCUUGUGUAUGUAUAUAUAUAUAUAUUUGUGUACAAUUUAUCACGAGAUUUAAGUCAACAUCUCGUGCGGUGUGUUUCCUCUAUAGCGACUCCGGAAGUUGCGCUUCCGUUAAACAAUUAUAAAACUUCCUGUCUUGAGAUCAUCGUGGCUGCCAAGAUUCGCGGGAGUAAUUAUCGUUAAGUAACUUUCAAAAGAAACGAAACUAUAAAUAUUCUAAAAAAGAAUGUAAACCAAAAGAAAAAGAAUUUUCACUCAAAGAAAUUGACAAAAAUAGUAAAAAGAUACCUUAAAUGUUUUUAUAGGACGUCCCAUUGCAGGGAGUAAAAAAAAAAAGAAAAACAACUUCAUGUACUUUUUACCUCGAAAGACGGUUAUCUUGCAAAGAAAAAAAAAGUGCAAAUAAUAAAAUAAGACUCAAGUGCGAGAGUAAAGCGGAUGAAAAUGAAUUUUUUAUUUGACAAGAAGUGUUAAGAGUGUAGAAUUUUUAUGGCUUCUUUUUUUCCCGUUGAAAUAUUUUCAAAUCAAUAUAUAUAAAAAUCAAAAAAUCAAGAGAAUUAUAGAAACGGGAUAAACGUGUUUUUUUUUAAAAAAAGGUCUCAUCACACAAGAGAUGAAACUAGAUUAAAAGAUUCAUAUAGCGAGAUUACGAGAGAAAAAUAUAGCCUGUGAAAAAGAAAGGUGGCACGUGUUAUGCGAAUAAUCCGCGGUGAGUUGUUUAUGGGGAAGUGGGCCGAUGCCCUGAAGCUGUAGGUGCGAUACGUACUCGAGGGAUAUACACAGGAAGGAAGAAAAAGAGCUGCAGGCUCAAAAAGUCAAGAAGAAGAAAAAAAAGAGGAAAAAAAAAUUCACAGGAAGUGAAAAGUCAAAAAAUACAAAUAGAACAGAAAGAAAGAAAUAAAAAUGAGCAGAAGAACUUCGCCAUUAAUGGGCCUAAAUUCAUGCGAGAGAAUAAGGCCCGAAAGGCCCAGGAACACCAUUCAAAGACUGGUUUGGAGACCUGGAUCACAAUUUCAAGUCGGUCAUGUGUGGCCCUCAGAUGAUGAAGGAUCAAAUCCUCGAUUGGCUCUCAGAAGAUUAUUGAGAUUGUACGAAGGCAGGCAAUAUCGGGAAGCGGCAGGAUUUCUUAUGAGACUGCCACAUUAUACCUUGAGGGCAGCUUUACCGGAUAUCCCCAUAGACCUUUUAAUAGAAACUCUACCCCACAGUUUGGCCCUUCUUGAGGCACUUUAUUUAAGACUGAUUGACCUUCAUAUUGAAGAUGGAAAAAUUUUACGAAUCGAACAAAUACUAUGGAAAAUUGUCAAUUUAAUCUCAUCAAGUCAGGUUCAUUUUCAUCUGAGAAUAUGGACUAAACUAUUGGGUGCACUCUAUCGAAUAUCACCAAAUGCCAAAAAUAUGCUCACUGCAAGACGAAGAGCUUUGGAAAGAGCUGUCGAGGGUCUCGGUAAACAUGGUUUGGUCCCGUCGAAUCAGAUUUCCGGUUUAGAAAACUCUACUUCGCAAAAUCUUGUCCCUCUACCAGUUGCACUCAAAGAGGAACUAGAGGCUCGCUCAGAAGCCUACAAGUUGGCACUUCACAAGCUUGAAAGCUGUGGGAAACACACUGGCACUCUCAAAGCUGACAGUGGAGUACAAGCAGCGUCACAUCAGAGACAAUUAUCUUUAAAAUAUAGUGAGGUACAACAACGUUUAAUCGAUAAUCAGAGUCUACUGAAUACACUGGAAAAAUCAAAUGAAGAAUCUUUAAAAAAUCUCCUAACAGAAUUGAAGCGUCGCGUUGAACAAGACAAGGAGGCUUUAAGACAAUGGACAGCUUUAAGAAAAUCGAACGUUGAUUCCGAGGCAAAUAAAAAUCCAACCCUUGCCGUUAAAUUAUUGCAGUUUUCCCGGGGAUGUGCCCUAGCUCUACAACUGAUGAAUGAAGACAGCACUCAGGAAAUUCAUAUAGACGAGAAUCUGGGCGACGAAUACGAGGAAGAAUCCAGCAGUGCUGGAUAUCACACUGACGAGAGUUGUAGUCCCACACCAGAACCAAGUAUCACGAACAUUAUUGCCAGAAGCAAUCUCAGUGAGGCGUUACAAAACCUAUCCAACUUAGAUGUGAACGUCAACGUUGAACGUCUCGCAGAAAGAUAUGGAGCCCUUUACGCUCAUGCACAUUUACACACAUUGGAUGCACUCGAUUCCCUGGAACCCCUUCGAGACGCCCCUGAGCUCAAAGCCAAGAUUCUCUACUCCAUCGUGGUGCUAUCGUGGCGAGUCGCUGGAAUAAUUCAAACCUCUCGAAGACUGGAGGCCAUUAAGAUUUUAAAUGGAACGAGUUCACAGGCAAUAAAUACAAGCAGUAGUGAAGUUUCGCCCGAAUUGGAAGAGUGCAUCAGACGCCAAUUGGCAACUUCCGGUGCACAAACGGGAAUACAGGAAGUUACAGAGCAAAUUCUCAGCCAAUUAAAAAGGACCCUUUACGACUUUCCCUGUCUAAAGGUAUGUUUGGAAAUUAAAACCUAUGCAAAUGUAUGUUCAAGCCUCGCUUGGGUUUGCUUAGCAAGACCGAUACCUUUGGUGUUGGAUGUUGCACAAGGGGUUGAAUUUAGACGAGAACUUCAUGCACGACAUCAUUCAUCACCAAAUCCAAAUGGAACUAAAAUAAGAGCUGUACAUUGGCCAGGACUACGACAAGGUUGUCAAGGACUUUGCCUCCAUAGAGCUAUUGUCACAACUAUUUGAAAUGAAUUAUUCCAUCUUCUUUUCCCUAAAAUGUAUAAUUAAAUUUUUAAAUUUAUUAAAAAAUUUAAUUUCUCAUCAUGUAUUUUAUGUAAAUAAUAAUUAAAAUUAUUCAACUGUUUGUUCUU
Molecule: messenger RNA, 3197 nt
Organism: Leptopilina boulardi
Lineage: Eukaryota; Metazoa; Arthropoda; Insecta; Hymenoptera; Figitidae
Exons: 5
Coding region: 1246-3072 (608 amino acids)
Biological process (GO): mitochondrial protein catabolic process; mitophagy by internal vacuole formation
Cellular component (GO): mitochondrial outer membrane
Source: RefSeq, a predicted model, not a curated record